AUGGACUCGUACAGUCUUAAGAAGGAUAACAGAAAGAAAUUUCAAGAUAAACAAAAAUUGAAGCAUAAACAUGCAACACCGAGUGAUCGAAAAUAUUAUGGUUUAAAGAAAGAUGAAGAGACUCGAGAAAAGGAAAAAUUGGUAGCAGAAGAGAAAGAGAGAAAACUAGGUAACAAUCUUACUCGAUAUGAUGAAGAUGCUGAUAUUAAUGAACAAUUAGAUACGUAUGAUUCUACUUCAGAUCGUCAAAAAUUACAAACAAUAUUACAAGAAAGAGCCGAAAUUGCCGCUAAUGGUGAGGAUGAUAUUACUAAGUUGAUGUCAAAUAAAGGAAUAGAUGAGUAUACUUCUAAAGAUAUACAUAGUAUGGAUGUUGAUGAAUUGAAUCGUAUACUUGGUAGAGGUGAUAACGUAGGUUCAACUGUGACUACGGAUAAACUAAGGCAAACAGUAACAAAUGAAAAAGAACCUGUUAAACCAUUAAUUUCACAUAAUAAUACCCCUGCAGAAAAUAAAAAAGUUGAGACAUUUGUUCCUUCAAAUUUACAGGAAGAUCAAGAUUUCUUAGAUGACAUCUUAUAA
Molecule: messenger RNA, 582 nt
Organism: Maudiozyma barnettii
Lineage: Eukaryota; Fungi; Ascomycota; Saccharomycetes; Saccharomycetales; Saccharomycetaceae
Exons: 1
Coding region: 1-582 (193 amino acids)
Source: RefSeq, a predicted model, not a curated record